AUGUGCGACGACGAGGUUGCAGCUCUUGUUGUGGACAAUGGAUCCGGAAUGUGCAAGGCCGGUUUCGCCGGUGAUGACGCUCCUCGAGCUGUCUUCCCCUCGAUCGUUGGACGUCCCCGUCAUCAGGGAGUCAUGGUCGGAAUGGGACAAAAGGACUCCUACGUCGGAGAUGAGGCUCAAUCCAAGAGAGGAAUCCUCACCCUCAAGUACCCCAUUGAGCACGGAAUCGUCACCAACUGGGAUGACAUGGAGAAGAUCUGGCAUCACACUUUCUACAAUGAGCUCCGUGUUGCUCCAGAGGAACACCCCGUUCUCCUCACCGAGGCUCCACUCAACCCAAAGGCCAACAGAGAAAAGAUGACCCAGAUCAUGUUCGAGACCUUCAACUCUCCAGCCAUGUACGUCGCCAUCCAAGCCGUUCUCUCCCUCUACGCCUCUGGACGUACCACCGGUAUCGUGUUGGAUUCCGGAGAUGGAGUCUCGCACACCGUUCCCAUCUACGAGGGAUACGCUCUCCCACACGCCAUUCUUCGUCUCGACUUGGCCGGACGUGAUCUCACCGAUUAUCUCAUGAAGAUCCUCACCGAGCGUGGCUACUCUUUCACGACCACUGCCGAGCGUGAGAUCGUUCGCGACAUCAAAGAGAAGCUUUGCUACGUGGCGUUGGACUUCGAGCAAGAGAUGGCCACCGCUGCCGCCUCAUCUUCUCUCGAGAAAUCCUAUGAGCUUCCCGACGGACAAGUGAUCACCGUCGGAAACGAGCGAUUCCGUUGUCCAGAGGCUCUCUUCCAGCCCUCGUUCUUGGGAAUGGAGUCGGCCGGUAUCCACGAGACAUCGUACAACUCGAUUAUGAAGUGCGAUAUUGACAUCAGAAAGGACUUGUACGCCAACACCGUACUCUCUGGAGGAACCACCAUGUACCCAGGAAUUGCUGAUCGUAUGCAGAAAGAGAUCACCGCUUUGGCUCCAAGCACGAUGAAGAUCAAGAUCAUCGCUCCACCAGAGAGGAAAUACUCAGUGUGGAUCGGUGGCUCAAUCCUGGCCUCACUCUCCACCUUCCAACAGAUGUGGAUCUCGAAGCAAGAGUACGACGAGUCGGGUCCAUCGAUCGUUCACCGCAAGUGCUUC
Mesorhabditis belari is the source of this 1128-nucleotide messenger RNA. The record is from the annotation of a GenBank genome assembly. NCBI's taxonomy places the organism in Eukaryota, Metazoa, Nematoda, Chromadorea, Rhabditida, Rhabditidae.